AUGGAAAAACAGCCCGAGCCCGUCUCACCCCUCCUCUGCCUAUCCCCAAAUUCGAGAAGAAAAUCCAUCGCCAGCGGCCAAAGGGAGCUUAUGGAGAUGCUGAAAGACAUGCCCGAGUCAUCGUACGAGCUGUCCUUACAAGAUCUGGUCGAGCAUCACCGACAGAAAAUGGAAAUUGAUGAUGUUGAAGGCCCUCAUCUGCAAAAUAGGGCUAAAAAUCGGGCCGUUUUUGUGAAGAAGGUGAAGCGCCACAGAGGUUUUGAGGACAGGGGCUUGUUUCUGAAAAUGGGUUUCCCGUUUAAUUUGCAGUCGAGGAAGGUUAAGAGGAUUGGGGAUAGCAGUAAUUCGAUGUCGCCCAAGCCUGAGAGGGAUUGGUGGAAGAAGAAAUUUACUGGCUCCAAUGAUAGUGAGAGCAGUCGAAUUAGCAGCGAUAGCGGGCGGAGCUAUGGAGGCGGCAGCCAAAGUGUAAGUUCGAUCGAGAUCGAGGAGGUUGUCAGCAGUAAUAGUACUUUUGUCCAGUCUGAUGGGGAGUUUUUAGGGUUCCUCCCAAAAAAGUUUAGCAUUUUACCCGGUGCUGUUGAGAUGAUAUGCUAG
Messenger RNA from Striga asiatica, 594 nucleotides. The record is from the annotation of a GenBank genome assembly. NCBI's taxonomy places the organism in Eukaryota, Viridiplantae, Streptophyta, Magnoliopsida, Lamiales, Orobanchaceae.